Molecule: messenger RNA, 579 nt
Organism: Penicillium chermesinum
Lineage: Eukaryota; Fungi; Ascomycota; Eurotiomycetes; Eurotiales; Aspergillaceae
Exons: 2
Coding region: 1-579 (192 amino acids)
Source: RefSeq, a predicted model, not a curated record
AUGAAGGAAGCCGCACUGUCUACGUUCCAUAUGCCGGACGAGACUAUAGUCCUAGUCAAAAAGAUGAUAGACUACGUGUACACUGGCGACUACUCGGACCUCCUGGAUAGUCCUACGGACAAUCCAGUUGACCCAAAGGAACCACUUCCGCCAAUCUCAGUUCUUCAAUUACAUGCGCAAAUUUUCAUCUUAGGUGACAAAUAUUGCAUCGCCGAGCUCUGCGACACGGCAGUGGAAAAAUACUUAACCAGGAUUGAAGAGCAGUUUGAUCCUCUCGAAUUCCUGGACUCGCUACCUGAUGUCUUUUUCACUGAAUUGGAAAAGAACAUGGAGCUCAGGACUGCUGCUAUUCGUAUCUCAAGACAAAGACUCGUGUCCUGUUUCCAAGACGCGGCUGUCCGUGGAAAGUACGAGUCGAUUGCCGCUCAGGUGCCAGGCUUUGGCCUGUGGCCCCGGAAAUCCCAUGUUGGCUUCACUUGUGAAGUGUCGAGGCUGUGGUCGGGGAAGGAGGGGUUCCGCACUCCACUUUUCUCCUUCACCCUAACACAGAUUUAUACUAGAAAAUUGAGCUCGGAUUAG